Colletotrichum navitas is the source of this 1821-nucleotide messenger RNA. Its product is annotated as FAD binding domain-containing protein. The coding region runs from base 1 to 1821 and encodes 606 amino acids. The transcript is spliced from 5 exons. Gene Ontology annotation, cellular component: mitochondrion. NCBI's taxonomy places the organism in Eukaryota, Fungi, Ascomycota, Sordariomycetes, Glomerellales, Glomerellaceae. Gene Ontology annotation, molecular function: D-lactate dehydrogenase (NAD+) activity; FAD binding; D-lactate dehydrogenase (cytochrome) activity. The record is from RefSeq and is a predicted model, not a curated record. Gene Ontology annotation, biological process: lactate catabolic process.
AUGACGACCGCUCAGGUGCCUCCUGAUUUUGCGAGCGGUCACGUCCGGCUGGGCUCGAAGAACGGCGCUGCCAACGGCGGUGCCAACGGGGGCUCCAGCCACGAUGCGGACACGCCAAAGUUCCUUCCCCCGAACAUGACGCAGGCGUCAUUUGCAAAGUUUGCCAAGAAGGUCAUCGACGUGGUUGGCGAUGAAAACUUCCAAGUAAUCACGCCUUCGAUGGAUCUGGAAGGCUACGAAGAUGACGACUUUGGCCGCAACUGCCGGACGCACGACUACUACCAAUCUUUCGAUGAUGAACAGGAGCUGGUUGGAUCUGCAAUCUGCCAUCCUCGAAGUGUCCAAGAUAUCCAAGCAAUCCUCGCGGCGGCAAAUGAGCACAAGAUGCCCCUUUGGCCCAUCAGCACUGGCAGGAACCUUGCUUAUGGAGGAUCUGCACCAAGAGUCGCCGGCUCACUCGUCAUGGUUUUGAGCACGCACAUGAACCGCAUUCUUCACGUUGAUACCACCGCGUGCGUAUGCAUUGUUGAGCCUGGUGUGACGUUCAUGCAAAUGAGCGAUUACCUCAAGGAGCACAAUUUGAUCGACAGGAUCCGUGUCGACUCGUCUGGACUCGGAUGGGGCUCUAUGAUUGGCAAUGCCCUAGACCGCGGAGGAGGAGCGUCUUUGUACGGUGAUCGCUGGGGGAAGCACAGCGGUAUGGAGGUGGUUAUGCCCAACGGCGAAGUCGUCAGAAUGGGCAUGGGUGCCGUUCAGCACCCCGAGGGUCGCAAACAGGCCGCCGAAGGCGUUCACCCAGCUGACCAGAAGCUGAAUGAGUGUUUCGCGCUUUUCCCGUACGGCUGGGGCCCGAUGAACGAUGGUCUCUUCUCGCAGGGUAACAGUGGCAUUGUUACGAAGAUGGGCUUCUGGUUGAUGCCGGCGCCCCAAGGAAUGACUCCUUUCUCCAUCACCUUCGAAAAGGAGUCCGAUCUCAAGGCAUUGGUCGAUUGCAUUCAGCCUCUCGACUUGAACGGCACCUUGCAAAGCUCAGUCAGUCUGCGCAACCUUACCCUUGAAGCCGCCCACUACGGCCCUCGUUCCAGUUACACCAACGCCUCUCACAAAGAGGUCAUUCCCGAGGAGGACUUCGAGAAGAUGGCCAAGAAGCUCAACACCGGCCGCUGGCGUUACAUUGGCGCCGUCUUUGGUUCCGACAAGGUCCGCGAGGCACUCAUUGAAGACAUCAAGCGCGAGAUGACCAAGGUCCCUGGUAGCAAGUGGGCCACUCUCGAGGAAAACCCCGACGAGCAGAAUCUUGUCCAUGUUCGUGCGACGUAUCUGAAAGGCAUCUCGUCCAUGGGCGAGUUUGCCUGGAUGAAGCAAUGGCUUCCGAAUUGCUCUGUUAUCAUGGUAGCCGCCAUCUCUAGACUGGAGGGCAGCGCCGUCUGGGACCAGUACUCCCGGGCCAAGGAAUUAUUUGCCAAGGCUGGCAUUGACUACAUCAGCCAUUACGUGGCUUACUUCCGUACAAUGCAUAACGUGUGCAUCAUUCCCUAUGACCGCAAGGACAAGGAUAUGCGGGGUCGCGCACGGUGGUUGGCUCGUACUCUGUUGAAGGAGUGGAAGGCGAACGGCUGGAGCGUGUUCCGAACUCACGUCGGGCUCAUGGACCAAGUCGCCGAUACAUUCGACUUCAACAAUGGUGCGUUGUGGAAGAUGCAUGAGCAGAUCCAUGAUAACCUGGACCCCAACGGCAUCCUAGCCCCUGGAAGAGGUGGUGUUUGGCCCAAGUCCUACAAUAAGGACGAGUUCGUGAUGGGAAAGGAGUACAUUGGCUAG